UUUUCUACAACGUCAAACAUCGCCAGGUAAACCCCAGCAACACGUGCAAGUUACAAACAAUUCAUGAGGCUUUGGAAUUUUUUUCCUUGUCGGUAUGGUCUCGUAAAGAGCGUGUUGGCGCUGCUGAAUGGCGCAAACUGCUCGGGUCCAUGCCAGUAACAGCGAAGAAAGCGGUCGUCGCCUUCAACUUCCCAAUAAGGAGCCUGUAUCGAACACGGAACACACAAAUCAUCGUUUUAAAAUUCCUUCAGCGGGCAGAGAUUUCUUUUCUGACCCGUUCAUACGUGAGAAUGGUUCAAGUAGUGUAGUAGGCUCGAAAAAUCAGGGUAUUUUGAACGAGCUACAAGAUUAUAUUCAGAGUACAGAACAUCGGACUGUCAACAAUAAUAAGGGAAAUUCCUUGCCCAACAAAAUGGCGACGUCGAGUUCGAGUGCAACAAACCAACAAACGGCGAACGCUAAUGGGUUUCAAAUGUCUAUGAAUUCAUCUACGGGACCAGUAAACAAGUCAGGAGCUGCUAGUUUGGGAAUACCCGCCUCCGUUCAUCUAAACAAUCAACUUUCGACAAUUCUCGACCCAGGGAAUACCGACCCAGGAAGUUCGACGGCAAACACGGCCGUACCGUCUAGAAAUCUUACUCCAACAAACCCUAACCCCGCAAGUAUGAAACUUUUGGCGUCAAAUCAACCUGCUUUAUCACCACAAAACCAGUACGAUCAAUACAAUCCUCGACAGGAAAUGCUACUUCACGGAUCGUUUCGCGAAGUUCCCAUCGCACCUAGAGCGCCGAACGCAGCGGAACAAUAUGGCUCCCAACAAAGGUUUGCUUCUGCUCGUAGUGAAAAUCAACUAAAAAGGGGGUUAAAUCCCCAGACUUCUAGCCCGUUUCCGCCGGGUUAUUACAAUCAAGACUCAAUUUCGUCUCAGGCUGGGCAAAGAUCGUCUAACUCGCAACCAGAUGAAAGAAAUAUGAUUACAAACCAGCAUUUUCAGUGGCAAAGUCGGCUGCAGACGUCGAACCAUUGUUCGACAAAUUUACCAACAAAUACAUCUCCCGGCCCACCGAUGAGUCGAGCACAAUUGCAGGUAAGACCAUAUUAAAACCGUUGGGAGAUUGUUUAUAUUUUUUGGUAUCUCGUGCGUUGUUAGUUUCAUUUGUGGGGAGAUUGGAGGGUCACAACGGCUGCAGUGAGAAACAGACAUACGCUUAAAAUAUUUAUCGUCAGAAUAUUCAUAUCACAAUGGCGGACUCGAAUUUAGCGCGGGGCUGAUCGAGUUUCACCAAUCCGGUAAAAACGAUGCAGAGCGGAUUACAUCCUUCUCUGAAACGGCAAGGUUUCGAUUCCUGAACCUACAAGUCCAGCGCGGUAAGUUAUUUUGUGUACAAUUUUGUAGACAAUUUUAAACCAGGAUCACCACCUGUGAAAUUCAUAUGUCUGUUUGUAUGAUUGGCUCUGCUAGUGUCAAUUUAUAAAUAAUUGCGGGUACUUUUGAGACGUUGUAAGUCAUUGGUCUCAGAGGGAUUAAACCUUGAUCAUUUUAUUGACCUUUCUUUUGUGAAAAAAUGUAAGGGUUAGACAUUUCUUUGUUAUAUUGGUCCACAUUAUUUUUGUUACAGUAAGCUUGUCUUCACCUUAUUAACUUGAAUUAAACUGCUUAGAAGUAAAUUAGGUUGUUUCAACUUUUUCAAUUGUGACAGUCAUUCUGAAGCAGGUUUUGUUUCACUUUGACAUGUUGCAUAUGAUUAGUUGGGGAAUGGAUUGUACAGUACCUUGAAAACUCACAGGGUUCCAACUAUUUGGAUAGUAAUAGCCUUAAAUGUGUACUCCAUCAUUUUUUAAAGUCAUCUGAUCUUAUAAUUUUACUAGUACAUUGAUAAUAUAACCUUGAUGAUAAUAAUGAAACCGUGGACCCAGGUUAAUUCUGGAACCAAAGGAAUAGAAUAAGUGUAAUGGACACCUUUUAUUGGUUCAAAGGUUGAAGUGUCAAACUUUGAAGUGAUCUAAGGGUACUUAGUGUCUGUGGCUCACACAGGGUUGGAAAAGUCCUCUAAAACAUACCAGGCCCUUGAAAAGUCCUUGAGAAUUGAAUGAUCAGGAAAUGUCCUUAAAAAGACCUUGAAUUUCCCUCAACAGUCCUUAAAUGUUAUUGAAACUUUGAAUACAAAGUCAGAUGUUGUUCAUCCUUUGCUCCUUCAAAUAGUUUUACACUGAAAAUAUUGUUUGCUUGGUGUUCCACAUACAACUACACAAUUGUAUGAAAUAGUCUCUGUUUUGCUUCACUGUCAUUUUCUGUUUCUGGUCCAGCCAAACCAACUGAAUAUUAAGCAAAACCUUUGAAAUUCUCUUGGCCAUCUCUUUUAUGGGAGCAGUGGAAGAUGAAUGUAGUUAACUUUGUGUGAUACAAAAUGUAGUUCUUUUUAAGCACACAGGACUGUUACUCCAAAUAAUAAAGGUUUGUUUUGAGUGAGCUUGUGAGAGAGGGAAUAUAAAUUCAUAAGUGUUUUGUUGAGACAAAGAACUGAAAGUUGGUCAUUAGGAAUGUGUGUACAUUGAAAAGCAGGAUUCCACUGUAGUCUUUCUAUUUAACAGGUGAAAACUACCAGUUAACAAAUAGAUUGCAAGUGACUUUUGAACAGAUAAAUAGAUUUUUUGAACUGUUGAACCUCUUGUCAUAAGAUACAAGUGAUUUCCUUAAUUGCUCGUAAAAUAGAUUGGCUUAGCAAUGUAAACAACUUUACCAGUAAUUAUUGAAGUUCCUAACAUUUUCUGAAGUUAAUUAUAUCUGCAUCUUGUAAUGCUUAUGGUGUUCACAAAUAUGGAUAUGUAUUGUGAGGGAUUCUUAAAUGCUUUUUAGCCGCGCAAUUUUUUUUGUGCACAUGCUUGACCCAAAAUGACAAUUUGUCCUUGAAGACAUGUUGUACUUCAUUAAAUUAAAACAAAGGCAAUUAACAUGGAGCAGGUUUGGAAAAAUAAUGGAUGUCAUCAGUUUAGACAGUCGCACACAAAACAGACACCUACCUUAUGCAGGCCAAAGAGAUCUUUUAGACCAUACCCAAAUUAGCACAAUCUUGCUAAACAGGCAGGAGAAAAUGGAAAAAACAUUGUUAAGUUCACCAAAAAAAUUCUCAUGAAAUCUUGUCCCACAAUCCAUCACAGGAUUUGUUUAGAGUGUUGAAUUCAUAAAAAAAUAUUGAAAUUUGCUAACCAGUUUUCCAAACCUGCAAAAAGUUUGGAACAAUUUGUAAAAAGUAUGGUCUUUGAAGUGUUGAAGCUGCAACAAGUGCCUAUUGACUUUUUUGUAGUGGUAAAAUCUUAUUUAGUCUCAUCUACAGCAAAAACAUUCAAAUGCAUUUUUGAGAAGUUUCAUAUUUUCCUAAUGUCAAAAUUGCGCUGUGGUUACUGUACAUUUGCAUCAGUGGAAAAUUUUGAUUCCUUCCUUUUUUGAGGUUUCUAUGGACUGCUUAUUUGACAACUUUGAGUCUGGAUGAAGAAAUACCUGUGGAAAAAGUCUUUUAUUUUUGCAUCCAAAGAUCUAUAGAGCCCUGUACCCCUGACACCCACAAAAUAGUUUCGCAAUCCUUAAUUUUUCAUGGAAACUUUUCCCACCAUAAUUAAGUGUAAUAAAAGUCCAGGUAAAGAGAAACAUUGGGGGAAGAACAGGGAAAGAAGCAGGAGAAAUAGAGAGAAAAAGGUAAACGUUGAGAGGGCAGUGUUGUUUUAAGCCCUUCUGCAUAUGCCCAAACUUUAGAAGCUCUAAUUUUGUUACAGGGACAAGUUGCAACUUGUAAAUGAUGUUUGGUAUUGUCACAUUUAUGCUGGAUUGUUUCCUCCUUUCAUCUUCAAUGUAACAACAACUUCAAGAAAUGCCUUCUGAUAAGAUUUUUAAGACACGUGGCUUUAUUGUAGAUAUAAGAGAAUUUCUGUAGCUUACAACAAAUUGACAGCAUAAAAUUUACAUUGGCAUGUCAAAUGGCUGCUAUGAAAUUGCAGCUCUCAUAAAGAAGUGAAUUUCCACAAAAGUGUUAUUGUUUUGAUCAUCCUUGCUAAGUGUAACAGUAUUUUACCAAACAGAAAAGUGAAGUAAGAAUUAAUAAAGCUAGGUGCCUAAUAUCCCAGGUCCACUGAAAUUCCUUUCAUCCAGUCAUAUGAUGUGGCCCAAUAUAAGUUAUAUCAAGUCACAUUGAAGUAUUGUGGAGAUUCAUUUUGUGAAGUCCUGAUGAUAAGGGCUCUGUAAUUGAUUACUCCAAAGAACUAAAGGGAACUACACUUAGUUUGCCAUACAAACCAUGGCUCUAUUGGCAAGUUCCCUGUAGAGAGUUUGUCACUGAUAUUCCUGUAGCUAUUUUGUCACAAAAAUUUGACUCUAUAUCUUUCUGAUUGGUAUCUCAUCUGAUUUGCCUGUUCAGUGAUAACACAACCAGAUUCAAUUACAUCUAUGUUUAACUUUCUCUGAUUCAUUUGGAUAAAUUCAUUUCAUACUUAUUAUGAGAGUGUUGGCCAGAAAUGUAUUUUCGUAAGAAGGAUAUAGGUGUUACACAUAGAUCCAAUAGAGAGGAAAAAGAAAUUACCAUAUGAAGUUCCUUGUGGAAACAUACAACUUAGCAAAGUUCUGAAUCUCACGCAAAGCUGUUAUGUUAGUUAACCAUGAUUGGAAAACAACACACUGUCCCUACACCUUUUUUCCUGUGGUUUACAUAACAGUUUCUUAUUGCCACAAAGAAAGUUUCAUGCAUCAAGUAUCUCCUUUUUGUAUUUACUGUUGAUAUGGCAAAGGUGUAAAAAUGCUGAUUAACAGCGUACAGAAAUUCCUUUGUUUUACUGAUACCAGGGAAACAAUAUCAUGAAAUCAGUCACACAUCCCAGUCCUCUUCUGGUCAUGAAAUUGUAUGAUUUAUCUUGGUACUGACUGAUAACAUCACACUCUUCUUUUUGGUAUGUCAGGGACAGAAAGCAUCCCUAGCUUGUUAAAUUCUGUUGUCCUUUUGUGUAAUGAAUUAGUCUUGUUUUUGCUGUUGUGUAAUUUGUGCUAUAAUUUAUAGCAGUGGAAAUUUUCCUGCCUUGGAUUGUUUGUUUGUGUAAAAGAAUGUUCAUAGUUUCACGGACAAAUUUUUAGCCUUUACAGUAUUUCCAAUAUAAUGGCAGUUUUUCUGCCAGAAUUUUGUACAACUUAGGCUUUGUUGAAUUUGCAAAACAUUUUCACUGCUUUUUCUGUCAGUCUUACCCAGAAUUUCAGCCAUCCCCUCAAGUCGCAUACACUUGAAAGGGAUGUCUUAAUCAACAAGCUGCUAAUUCCAUUGAGUGACGUCACUUCUCCAUUGCUUUAAUUCAUGUACACAUGAUUUUCAACUGGCAAACAAUGAUGUAGAUGUUACAUAUGGUCUACGUUGUUUCUAUAGUACAGUUUAACCUGCAUUAAACAGCCAGCCUCGGAGAACCGGCAAAUGGCUGUUUAAUGGAGGUUGGCUAUUCUAUUGAGGUUUGUCAUAAAUUAGCAUAAUCGUAAGCAGAAACAUCACUUUAUUUUGAAACAAAGCCAUGACAGGAGCAGCGUUACUUGUUCAAAAUCAGUCAUCACCUUCUUUCUCGCAUUGUAUUUUCCUUCUUCAAUAUCUUGAAAUUAAGGGCGCUUUCCAAAAGUCAGAACUGGCCGGCCAGACCAUGGCUGGAGCAGCAUUUUUACAAUGAAAUAGGCUUUUCCCAACAGUUUUUGCUGAAAAACCAUCUCCUUCGUGCAUAGUAUUUAGGAUUUGACGGAUCUGGUUGAAAAGUUUUGCUUAAAACUAAAAUUCUCAUUACUACGGGAAUGGUCUGGCCGGUCAGUUCUGACAAAUGGAAAGCGCCCUUAGUCAAACUAAGUGUAUCAAGCGCUUGAUGGCCACUUAAUAGAGGUGACCACAAUGGGAGAACUCUUGUUGGGGAAGCCAAAAGGUGGUGGCAGCAGCUUAACAGUGGUGGCUGCAAUUAUUAUUUCAAGACUUUGGUUACUGGCCUCUUAAUAGAGGGAGGUUCAACUGUAUUUGAGUUAGUCCCAAUAGCAAAAACACUAAUAGUGGUUUGCUGAGAUACACCUGUGCAUAAAUCUGUUAUUCACCUGUUUUUAUUUUGGCUUAGCUUUUGAGCCACUAUAUACAGGAAAUAUAACCUCAAUACAGCCUUUAUACUAUCUUUGGUUAUAUUUGCAACACAACAGAAUAAGUUGCAGUGGGUCUACCUUAUUCAGGGUCCCUUAGACAGGAUUUACAACUGUAACCAAUUACAUUUUUAGAGGCAAACAGUGAGUCCUAGCCAAAGUUAUUUGAGCCAAUCGUAUGAAAAUGAACAGUUUUUAGUGUAAAAUUCACACUCUGGUAUGACAGGUUAAAAAAUUGGCAGAUCUGCUAGGAAAAUGUACAAAAAGGUAGAACCAAAAAUUAAUUGUUCAAAGGAACUUCAACAUCCCUUAUUGCAGUUAAGUAUUGUUAGUAGUAGUUUUAUGUAAGGCUUUUUUGUGAAUGUGAAUGAAUGGAUUACUGUAUUCCAUCAAAGUGGUUAUUUGGAUUUCCACAGUAAAUCAAGCAGCUACUAAUCUAGUAUAUUCUUUAGUAUGUUAUUGUUAAUAUAUAUUGAUUUUCGUAUAAACUUGUCACAAGUAUCCAUAUUUCACUCUUCCUGUCCUUCAUAUCUGUGUGAUUUUGCUGAAAGGUGCCCACUAAGUUUUUUCUUGAACAUGGGCAUCCUCGUGUUCGAGCCAGUGUAGCCAGAAAAAAACAAAAAACAGGGGGCUUGGCAUAUUGCUAGGUGUCAGCAGAGAGCUCAGGCCCAGACCUAACUGUGGGUGGUUGGCUUCCUUUUUUUGCAUGUCAAAAGUAGGGGGGUAGGGAGCAGAAAUUUUGUCACUUUGAUUAGAGUUUCAAGUCAGAAAGCAAGGCAAAGUCAAGGAGUUUUUCCUGUGGGAUAGCCCAGCCAAAUCAAUGCUCUGACUCAUAAUCAUAAUGCUACUUGAGGGGGUGACUGAGUAGUCAUAAGUGUCAUGGGUGGGGACGGUGAGUUCUUACUCCUUGGAGUUGGCUGUCUAGAGACCUAAGUACAAGCACCUUAUCAAAUCCAACAGAUAUAUACUGAUAUAUUAACUAUUAUUAACAUUUAAUGUUCAUAAUAUGUUUUUUCUCUAUCGUUUGUUUAUGAAUUAUCAGUUAAUGUUAGUGAAAAAAAAAAUUCCAUAACCAUCAGGUUUGCAGUCAGACAGUCUGUAGCCACCACUGGUUCCCUGCAAAAUGACGUCUGAAAAACAAGCGCAGAAACUGAAUACUGAUUAUGUGCCACUACCUAUAUCUGGGUAGUGCCCCUGAUUAGUUGAUAUUUUGCUUCAAUAACUUGUGUGUGUGUGCACUUCCCAUGAAGUAUCCUAUGUUAAUUGCUACAGCAAAAGGAAAAUAAUAUGACAUUGACCAAGUCCAAAAUCUACAGCAAUUGCUCUUUAAAAUUCAAAAUCCUACAAGCAUCACCAUUAUAAAUGUGGUCUAGGCCCUCAAUGAUGAAAAUUAUUUUUAGAUCGGUAUACAACAAACUUCAAAGAAUCCUUUAAAGCCUACUUUUCUCACUACAAACAAAUGGCAUUUAACAUAGGUAUGAGGUAUAUGAACUAUCUACAAUCGUUGGAAUACAUAAAUGUAUUUUUGUUUUGAUUGUGAUCUAAACAGCAAGGUGUGAUAAAUCAUUGACCUUGAAGGCGAAUAGAUAAAAAAAUUAUCUUCAUCACUAAUAUGGCUCACUCCAUCGUCAUAAGACACAACCUAACAAAUAAAAAGCAACAUUUGUAAACAUCCAUCAUUCCUCAAUAUCCCUGUACUAUUUGAGCUCCAAAACAGCUGAUAUGUAAGUGUUAAGAACGACCCUUGCUACACAAAUUUAUUCAUGGCUGUACGUUUCCCUAGGACCUUACUGCGCUUUUCAAAAACUCUGAAGUUGAAAAGCCACCUUGACAAAUGCAUUUUUCACUGCCACCAAUCCUAAUGACGAUCACAGCAACGAACCUUCGAACACAAAAGCACACAAAAUGGAUCAAAAUCCACCAAUCACAAACCAUGACCUUUUGAACCUGCUGAAGUAAACUUCCUUUUCCUAAGAGGUUUGCUGAAGAUGAUUGAUGGCAGCAAAAAAAGCGAACAUUAGUUGGCUUUUGAACUUCAAAAAUCAUGCGUUUUUGAAAAGCACAGUAAAGGAACCAAUUUAUUUGAUAAACAAACAUUAUCACAGUUUCAUUGCUUUAUCGUUUUAUUUGCAGCAGCCAGGGAUUCCACAACAGCAGUUGCCUUACAUGAUGCUCGGCAACUCACAUCAACAACAACAACAGUCACAUCAAGCCUCUUCACAGCAACCAUAUGCAGCAUACAUAAUGCAGCAGCAGGGUGGUAUGAAAGCUGGGAGCAUGUCACAAGCACAGCCAUACUAUGGAAAUAUGAGCAUGAGUGGUCGGCAAGUUAUGGGGCAGACAAGUCUUCCAACACAGGGUCAGCAAAUGGGAGGCCAAAUACAGAAGCCUUCUCCUGAUUAUACAAGCUUUCAGCAGCAACAACAGAUGCAGCAUAGAUAUCCUCAGGUACAGUAUGAGACAUCUGUCCUGGUGCUGUAAACACUUAGGUUCUGCACAUGCUUUGAUGUUGUUCUGUUCAAUUUAUUUUUAGGGCAAAGGUAUUGUCAUGUUAAGGUCUUUAGGGAUUUAAGUAUCAGCUGUUUUUGUACAGUCAAAAUACCCAGCUAGUUUAAUAAACAUUGAAUAAUAUUUUUCACAAUUACAGGGCCACUUUUCAGUUUUUUUUUUUUUAUAAACUAUGAGAGCACAGACCGUAGAAAUGAUGUGAUGCUUUUCUCUUUCUCUCCUGCAUGCCAUUGUCCAAGAAACUUCACUGAAAGCUGGAUGUCAAGAGCUGUCAUUGUUAUUGUAAAAAAACAAAUCAACAGCAAUUUUCCAUGGUCUAUAUACCCUUAUCAACCGUGGAAGUGAUGUCAAAAUGUUCAAAACAUGAGUGGAACCACGAGCCACAUUACUUCUAUGGUCAAUAAGAGUAUGGACCAUGGCAAGUUGUUGUUGUUGAUUUGUUAGAUUUGGGAAUGACUGUCAGGGCAGCUGCAGGAUUAAUUAUGCAUGUGCUUGCAAUCCUUUUUUGUACUUACUGGCUUUUAGCCAGUAAGGCACUAUGUCAGAGUCUUUGUUAAGGUGUCGGUAUGUCCACCCAUAAGGUCGUUUUUAUUGUUCUUGUAGCACACGGCGUUAAUAGACUGUUUUGUAAGUACAUUUAUCAUUUGAAAAAUAAUUGGAUUGAAAGAAAAAAAUAUAUAAAAGUACAUGAUAUGUCAAGAUUAAAACGCUAAGAAGUAGUGACAAUUUUGAUUAUAAAAUGUAUGAAAAAACGGAAAUAAUAACUAGUAAGUGCGCUAUUUUAAAUGACUUCACAAACUGCAUAUUCAGACCAAUGACACUUUUUUUUAAAAAAGCCUGUGCAUAUUAGAAGUUGCUACACAACAUGACUGCCAUGAAGAAUGGCUUUGUUUUGCAAGCUCAUAGUUUUUUAUGGACAUUCGGUUCUCGUGAAACCACCGACUGAAUGUAGUUGAUCAUAGUUGGUGCAUUUGUCCUCUUUUGGUUCCGACUAUUCAUUGCCAUUUAGCACAUGUCCUCUCAGCGGAAUAUUUUUUUAGGGGUAAAUUCUAAUCUCAGUGCGGAUUUGGUGCAACAACGUGGCAUGGCUCAAAGCCUGACUCUUUUUUUUUGUCAAAUUUUAGCCUCAGUUUCCUCAACAAAUGCCUUACUUGGCUCAACAGCAACAAAGACAACAACAGCAGACAUACCCUCAGCCACCUACCGCAAUGCCGCGAAUGCCAUCGUCUCAUCCACAACCCAUCCUUCCCAAACCAGCUUCAGCUGAAAUGUUUGGUGCCUCUGCUGGCCUGAGGUACGCCAGUAACAAUGGGGGUGAUAGUCUACCAGGUCAGGAUUUUGUGUCAAACAGGAUGUCAGAUCAACAACAGCUUGCAAUGCCUUCUGCACCAGUGUCGUAUGGAAACCCACCCAUGGGACGGAUGAGCUCCUCUUCAGAAAUGAUGGCCAAGUAUGGAGGAAGCAGCCAGGGUGGAUACCAGCGAGGGAACCCUCCACCAUUUCCUGGGUCUCUCCACUCACGGCACUCACCUUCUCCCAACAUCACCUUGGGCUCACCAUUGAGGAGUGUUCCAGAAGGUCAGUAAGAAAUUUGAAAAUGUUAUUAACCCUUUAUUAAGUCCUAGUGGUGAGCAAGAUCAAUUUUCUCCUAACAAUAUCCAUACACUGUCAAGAGAUUAUGAGAGCUAAUGAACUGAUCACGUAAGGGGAAAUGCCUUGAUUUGUUAUCAAUUUUCUCGACUAAUUCUUUAAGGAAAUGUAUGGAGAUCAGUUUGGAGAAGUUGUAUGUGGAUAUCGAAGCUUAAGGGGUUAACAGGUUUUUAAAUAAACCAGCUGGUAAGAGGCAACCAGUUGGCUUUUUACAGCCAACGUUUUGGACUUUAAGUGACCAAGAAACAAAUCCAGCUGGUGGUGACUCCAACCUUGCACUGUUUGGAUUGUGAGUCUGACAUGCUAACCAAUUGAUCCCUCUGCCUCUUAGGGUACACCUUAGACCUUAAUUAACCCCUGAGGUCCCAAGAGUGACCAAAAUCAGUUUUCUCUAAGGGCCUGUUUACGUAGAGAUGGGGGACCCCAGAUAGGUGAGGUAACAUGUGGUCAACCCCACCUAUCAUGUAAAUGUGAUCAAAUUAAAAUGAGAGAUUAUAUGGAUAGGCGGGUUACCUCACCUACCUGGGGUCGACCACCUCCAUGUAAACAGGCCCUAAGACAGCUCUGAUACCCCCCUUCCCCCCAGUGUGAAGAAUUUGUAUGUGGAUUUUUGAUCUUUCAGGGUUAAUGCAUAGUGAUAGAAUGCUAGACAAACACAAAAGCGGUUUUCAGCCUUUCUAAACCUUACCUAUCAUAAACUGCUUUUCAACAUUUAAAGAUGUUCCUUUAUCUAGGGACACCACCCUCAGUUGGUAUGGCCAAUUUUGGUACAGACAGCCCAGCUACAUCAGGCAGCAUGUCAAACUACCCUCCUGGGAAACUGCCUACACCAUUUGGAAUGGGAUCCACCCAAAUGUCAGGAUCAGGAGUAUCUAGUGGCCACCUCCCAUCUUCAAGUGUAGGAAGUUUACACUUCUCCACUGCUGGAUCAAGUGUUGGUGGACCAGCUGCUGCAGCUGCUGCCGCAGCUGUGCUCGAGGCAGCCAAUUCUGGAGCAAGAUAUCCCAACUCUGGUCCAGCUCCAGGGCAGCCAUAUAUGAGUUCACAAGAGAUAAUGCUAGGUAAUGAGGAUCUGUCAGAGGUCUCCUUGUGGGAGAGGGGGAGAGAUCGUAGGGUUUAGGGUUAGGGUUAAGGUUAGGUAGUAAGAGCAGGGUGGUAGUAAGAGGAGUUAGGGUCAAUUUUAGGGAUACAGUCAACUAUCUCUAAGGUGAACAUUUUCAGGACCGGCCCUGACUGUCUGGCUUACAGAGAGUCGAGGUAAUGUGACACCAGUAACUUGAGGAAACUAAAGCUAAACCCAUUCGCAAUAAAUACAUGUCUGUUAAACUUGUACAAAACAGCAAAAACUGGAACUCUGUAACAGAAAAGUGGAAUCACUUUGUCGUUGUAAAAUCAAACGUUCAUUACAAGCUUGAGUGUUCACAGCCGGCUUUGUGGUUUAACUGCAUAAAAGUAUACAUUUUGUGAAUUGGAGGAACACUACACUAAAAAGACACUAAAAGUGUGUAAUUUACUGUCAUGUGGAGCACCUACAUUUGUUUCGAGGUAUUUUUCGCUGCAUAAACAACUUCCCAAUUGUCCGUUGACAGUUUCAAAAGUGUCACUUGCCUGUCUGAGAGAGGUGUCCAUCUUGUAGAAAAAACAGCUUGGACUGGUCAACACCAGGUGUCCGUCUUAAAGAGGUGUCCGUUAAGAGAGAGUUGACUGUAAAGUGAGUGUGUACACACACUCUUGACCAGUGUAAGCUUUCCACCUAACAGAGGUUUCUGGCUUUUGGAAGAGUCAUGAACCAUAUUUUCUCAUUUAAAAGUUGCAAGUAAGCCCCUUGAGCAGUUGCAUAUGUUGAAAUAGGUGUAAGGUUUAGUAGAAAGAUAAAAAUAAUUAUGCUGCCUGGAAAGAUAAGUAGAAAAUGCUUGUGCUCUGUAGUUGCUGUUUGCAUUGGGUAACCAUCUUUUGUUUUGGGGCUACUAUGACAUCCUGCUCUAUUUCUGCAGUUCCUGUGCAGUUAAAAAUUAAUUUGAACUUUUCCACAGGGCGUGUACCUUCCCCAACGUUGAAUGAAUUACCCACUGCCGAAGAUGUGGAGGCAAUGAUUGAGUCCAUGAGAGCAGGGGAGACAUCCUUGUCAACUAACAAUGGCGAGGAGCAGCCUUCACGUGUUUCGGCCCCACCACCACCGUCAGUGGCUACAGUUUCUGGUACAGUGGAGUCUUCACCUUCACAAGGUCCUCCCUCACUAGCACCUCAAGGAACUACUGUUAAUGGUAACAAGACAUAAACUGCUUUUUUGUUAGUCUGGUCGUUUCGCUGCUCUUCAAGAUUCAUUUAAUUCUCAGUGUCUCAGUAUUCUAACAGUUCAAGUUAAUUAGCAGUCACGCGUCAAAAUUGGCUCUCCUCUUUUCACUUCUACAUUUCGAGGAUUAAUAGUGUGAUUUGAUCAAAAAGGAAAAACCCAAAUAUCCUGAUGAGAAAUUCGCUCAAAGGAUGAAAAAACUCUUUUUGUUAAAUGGUUGCAGUUAAUAGGGUUUAUUAUUAGGUGGAAUGAACUCGAAAAGAUACCAUUUCAUGAUCUAAGAAUUGAAAUUCAUAAGCUUUCACCCCCAUUGAAAUGUGUAAAAGUCAAUGAUUUCUUUCUCCUCAGCACAAGGAGAGGAAGAAAAUCUUAUUGCUUGAAUUGCAUUUUAGCCUGGUCUAACUUGUGUUAAAAAGUCAAUCUUUAUUAAGCAAAUAGUUGGCCAUUCCCAGGGGGUGACAGCUAAACCCAGUAUUGAUUCCAUAUAUGUGUAUAUACCUACAUUGCAGCUACAGAUCAAAAUAGUAACAGCGAUACCAAACAGCUGAACAAUUCAACACUCAGCAUGCCCGGUGUGAACAAAGAUGACAACCCUCAAUCUGCUCCUUCGUCACCUCUUUCUACGUUUUCUGGUCUUUCCCCUGGGGUUUCUCCAUCAGGCGUAUCCAUCACAUCAUCAUUUGGUGAUGCAGAAAUUGACCUGGAUGAAAUCAAUCCCUCACUGCCGAAUAAUCCCAUCUCUAUGGUAAGUUUCUAGGGUUAAUGUGGAUUCUUACAUUAAAAGCUGUCAGUUAGAACCUGUUAGGCUAAAAUUUGCCAGUUAGGCCUCCUCUAUACAAGAGGAGGGGGGGCAAGGGUGGCGCAGUGGUGAGAGCACUUGCCUCCCACCGAUGUGGCCCGGGUUCAAAUCCCAGCGUCGACAUCAUAUGUGGGUUGAGUUUGUUGUUGGUUCUCUCCCUUGCUCCAAGAGGUUUUUCUCCAGGUACUCCAGUUUUCCCCUCUCCUCAAAAACCAACACUUCCAAAUUCCAAUUCGAUCUGGAGCGCACGGACACAUUUAAACGAGUUCAACUCUUAUGUGCUUUGUGGGUAAAAAAGCAAUUUACAAUUUUUUUUAUUUUUUAUGUGUUUAGCCUAAAAUUUGAAACAGGUUCUUACUUUCUAAAACAUCUAAAAAAAAAUUAUGUACACUUGGGCAACAUUCAGGAUCCUCUUUGGAGAGAGAGGUGCCUUAUCACUCCAUCUGCAAUGUAAUGGCAUGCAGAUUUUAUAUAAGCAAUAAGCUGAGUACCAAUGAAUACUCUCACAUAUGGUUACAUUGUAUAUUUUUGCUUCAAAAAAUAAGAACCUAAAUAGCCUAAAAUUGUGCUAAUUCCAUUUAUGUAUAAAUCUGUCAUGGCUAACUCGGGAAAAUACAGGUUCUUACUCGCAGAUUUUUACUUUAGCUCACUUUGAAAAAGAGUUGUCUCGUGGGUUGAAAGUGACAAUGCAUGCACUUGCGGGAUUGUUUAGGUUGCUGCAAAAGCAAGGCUGCCGUCCCUGAUCUUCUGGAAUUUUCACAACAUACAAAAACCAGGCUUUUAGUAAUUAUUGAAUUCAGCUUUCGUAUAAUGUGAAGUAUUAUACAGAUCAAGGAGACUGUUAUCAAGGUGAAGGCUGAGGUGGAUAACGGCACCUGAGAUCUGCAUAAUUCUUCACAUCAUACAAAAGCCAAAUUCAAUAAUUGUUUUAUUAUACAUUCAAAACAUUUCUAAGGUCUUAUCAAGAUAACCUCCUCACAGUCUUUCCUGUAAACUCUGGCCUAUUUCUUGGCACAGUUCCAGGAUAUAAACAGGUGUUUUUAUGUUAUAGAUACUCUGUCCAUCGAACAAUGUUUUUUUCCAUUCAAUUUUGGUCAGAAAUUUGGCUGUUGCAACUUCAGAUAGCCAUGUCACUCUUGUACAUCUCCCAUAAUGCACCUUAUUUGCCCCCCAAAUUUUGCAUAACCUUUGUUUUUCCUUUCUGCUGGGUAUUACAGCUGUCCCAAGAGAAAUUGAAAACAAUGCUUAUGCAACAUUUGGGGGGGCUAGCCUGCGAAAACGUCCAUUUCUCCUCACUCUUCACUGCUGGGUAUGUUUCGCGUGGAGGAACCUCUGUGACUCAGUGACAGAAAUUCCACACUGAUGACAUAAAAUCUGUCCAGAAUCCAGUCUGAAGUGUUGAUUGGUUGGCAGAGUAGUUACAAUUUUUUAGUUAUUGUUUACAAAUGACAGACAAAAGACAAAAGGCCACGAAGGUCAAAUCUAAACGCAACAAAUCUCUAUCAAAACAGUCAAUAUUUGUGGAAUAAUAGUCUUCUCUAGAAGAAGCAUUUGAGUUUUGUUGGGGCGCAUUGGCAGAUGAACACAAUACUUUUCCAAAAUCGACCAUAAGACACAGAAAAUUGGACAAAUUUGUAUUUGGAACCCCAUGACUACCAUUGAUUUGCAUCAUCAGUAUGGAAUUUCCUCCCUGCGAAACGUCCCCAGUGGCGAAGAGCGAGGAGAAACAGAUGUUUUCGCAGGCUAUUGGGGGGCAAGUAAGGUGCAUUAUGGGAGAUGUGCAAGUGGCGUAUUAGCGCCAGUUUUUUUAGUUUACUGGUGGAUAAAUAGCUUGGCGGCCCAGCCUGGAAAAGAUCCCUGGUCUUUUCCCCAUGCAGCCUUGUUUCCAGGCAAAUGUACCAUCGAUUAAUAUGCCAUUGAAUUUAUCGCUUGCAUCUUCCAAAUUUGGUCAACACCAGGAAAAAGACGAAAUUGAACGAAUAGAGUAUUAGUGAGCUUACGCAACAGGGCGGGAGAGGAAAGACGGCGGAAAACCUUGUGUGACAAGCGUGACAAUAAUUUUCGUUGAAGAAACCUUCCGCCAAAGUUCACAUUCCUUUAAACAGAUCUUUUUGUAGAAGAGCUAAAAACAACAAUGUUAAGUGAAUUCCCGACAAAACACGCAAGUAAUAUCCCCGUGACGUUUGUCACACUCAAGCGUUUUGCCGUCCUCUUCUUUCUACCGUCCUGUUGCGUAAACUCACUAUUAUCACGUGACCCACAUAGGGAAAACAAAACCAUCAAGCAAAUAAGGUCUAUUCGAAUUUCACCUUCUGUAGAUUCCAGGCUAUCACUCUUCUCAAAAGUGAGCUGCUUUAUAAUAACACUGAGCUUUUUGCUUGUCCUGUUUUAUAGUCUUCAUACCAGUUUCCUUCAUCGAAACAGAACCAGCAACAGUAUGACAAGGUAUGUGGUUCAUGUGCUAAUAAUUUUCUCUCAGGACUUUGAAAACUCAGGACUUUGAAAACUCUGAAAAUUCCCUCUCUUUGUUUGUCUAUUCCUUUAUAAUUUCAUUGAGUUACGUUAAUAAAAAUAAUAAUUAUUUACCGUAUUUAUUCGAAUAAGCGCCGCAAUUGGGAGAAAGAAGCCGCGGCGCGUAUGGGAGGAAAUACGUUAUUUCUUCUCGAGCGCUAUUUACAAGUGUAGGUCAAUUUUCAUAUUUUGUACUCGGGAAAAUUUCGUCCAUUUGAGUAUCUCAAUAUCUUAGACCUCUUUUAGACUUGAUCAACGUUAAAACAGGCAGAUGCCUGUGAAAGAAACAACUGACAUCAAUAUUUUUGAGACUUUCUAUUUUUUCCUUAAUGAUAUUCCAAAUAGAAAUAUACCUAGUAUAUUUUUCAUACUCCCAGUUACAAUGUAACUCGUCCAUCCAAAGAUCAUUUUGCAUUGGAGAAACGUUUUUCGGGAGGGGAAGAAGGUUCAUUCUUGUUAGAAAACUUUGUAACUGCAGUUACUGAAUUCUGCCGAUUAGGAAAAUUUUUAAUGAGAAUAUCAAAGAGACUUGGAAAAACUCUGGACAUUUUUUAAAGUUGAUGAAUAAUUUUGCUUUUUCAGUUCUCCAAGCUAUAUGAACUUUCUGAUGAACCAGAGAGGAAGGAAUUCCUUGAUAAGUAUCAGGAAUUCAUGAAUAGUCAAGGUAACUUGGAAAGAGAUCUUUAGAAAGCGUGGAGGAAAAUGUAUAGUUGAUGUCCUUGUUUGUCCGUCUUUACAGGAACAUCCUGGGAGGCCCAGGGGCGGUCAGUCGGGUCGGGAUUAACGGCGGCGAAAGUUUUCAAGAACGGGCGAGAGAGCCCCUGGGAUGCUACUAUUAAAGAACCAGUUCCACUACUCAGCCGAGUGCUUUUCUCUGAUUGGGCUCAAAAAUCGGAAGCCAGCAUCUAUCGCGCUGCUUUCGUGAUCUUCUUAUAGAAAGGAGUUAACUUGCAAACUCGACUUUUCGCCGUACCUGUCUGGCUCGUGCAGGAGAGCUUUCAAAACUGGACACAGACAAAACGAUUUCCUCUUAAUAUAACUCUACGUACCGAUUCAGGUCAUUAAAAGUUAAAACAUGUGCGCGCGAAAUGUUGUGCGUGACUGUUUACGCCUACUCGGCAUACUUUUCAGUCAAGUGCAGGAGAAAAUUCUUCGCCCUAGUUUGUAGGUUUGUACUUAAAUAUUUCUCUUCAGUGACACAAGAGGAUCAAACGAAACUGGUAGACUAAACUUGCGGAGUUGCAUGCACAAACCUAGAAGUACACUGGUGUUUAAGAAUACCUUCGAUCAGUCCACAGCCUGAUUUCUUCGGGUUGGUACAUUUUUGAUUUAAUUAGAUUGCCAGUUAUUAUGCAUGCAACAAUUUCCUUCUUUUUCUCACCAGUAGUUAACAUGAAUAGAGUCGGAACAUUUUAUGCGUAAUAAAUGUUUCGGGUUAUACGGAAAUCUUACCUUUCGUUUUGUUUUGCUAACAUGCUAAAUUAUGGGAUAUAUUUGAUUUUGUGGCCCCGAUUUUCUUUGAAAACUCUUCUCGAAGAAAGCUCUUCUGCACAACCCAAAUAUGUAUGGCGAUCUUCGGCGAACAGUCAACUUUGCAGGUAAACUCCUUCGUAUAAGAAGUUCACGACAGUAGCGCGAUAGAUGCUUGUCUUUGAUCUGGCACAAAAAAAAUCAAGCAGAGUCAAGCAUUCGAAUGAGUCGUGGAACUGUUUUUUUAAGAGUAGCAUCCCAGGGGCUCUCUCAACCGUCCUUGAAAACGUUCGCCCCCGUUUUUCCCAGCCCGACUGACUUCCUUUGGGUCUCCGAGGGUAUGACAGGAAUAGCCAGCAUAGGAAAGAACGCGGUUUUUUUACUGUGGACUGCCCAGUAACUUAAACAUUUCAUCCACAGAUUUACAGUGAUAUCUGGGCAUUCAGCCAAGUGUUUGAAGUGUUUUCUACAAAUUUUUGACAACUCUAAUGGAAUUUUUUUAUGAUGUAGUAUCAAUCAAAGAGUCCCGCGAUGCGAUUUUCACGUUACUCUUCUUUUUGUAAGAUUUUCAAUUUAGCUCUUGGAGUUGUACGACCCCGACUUCAAACAUCUCGGAUUUGGAUUGGUUCUGCAUUAUGUGAAAUCCACGUUUUUUAGAGCACUUGUUAAAUAGAUGUCGAAAAUCUCAUUCAUCACUGUGAAUGUUAGUACUUUCUUCUGCGUUAUGACAAAAAAAGUUGAUUGUUUUGGUUUUGUGUUGUGUUCAGUGAAAAUCUCGAUUGCAUGGGAAAUAUUUUUCAACUAUUUUUUGUUUUUAUAGGCACGCAGAUUAGCCAAGUUCCUGUGGUGGCAAGGCAACCUCUUGAUCUCUUCAAGUUUUUCACUGUAGUCCGAGAUAGAGGCGGUUUACAAGAAGUGAGUUUAUUUAAUAAAAACUCACCCCGCUGCGGCUAGCUACUUGUUUCACGCCCUUUCAACCAGCUGCACGUUUUCACGAAGUUUUUCCGCGUUUCCUUUCCCGCGCUUGCGUUUAGUAACAAGUUGUCCGCGUUAGGUACAGGCAAAAUGUUUUCCCGCGCUUGGGACAACUUGGACUGCCAGAUUGGUUACAUAUUUUCCCUCCUUGCGGACUGGUUACAUGGGGUGCUUACCGUUUACACAAACUACCUGGGUGGAAAUCUUGUGCAUAAACGUAAAACCAUAAAAUUUGACGUGUUGGGAGAAGAACCCGUAACAAAGUAUAUCGAAAUCAACUGUAGAAACUAAAAAAGUAGGAAAAUUGAAUCGCUUCAAAUCACAGCCCCUAUUUUCUGAAGCUUCCCAAAUGGAAUAGCCUCCCACGCAGACGUUCUUAGGGGUUCGUCACGCGUUCCUGACUGCGUUCCUUGUGAGGCAGGAACGCGUGACGAACCCCUUAUUACGUCUGCGUGGGAGGCUACAAACGGAAUGGCACUAAUGGAAUUCAAUUUUUCAAUCGGAAUUUCCGGUUUUUGCAUGUAAAUGGUAAGUACCCAUGUUUUCCCGCGCGACGCUUAGACUGGUUACAAGUUUUCCCGCUUGAGACUUGUGAGUGGUGACGUGCUUUCCCUCGCAGGGGACUGGUAACUUGUUUUCUCUUACUCACUUGCAACCGUUGUUCUUCUUAGGUCGUGAGAAGAAAGCUAUGGCAGGAUGUCUUAGAGGCCUUAAACCUCCCUAUGGAUAACCCCAGUAUAGUGAAUAACCUUCGCAACCAGUAUUCACGAUACCUGCUCUCUUUUGAAAUGAAACAUACCAAGCAAAACUCCAUUGAUGACAUAAAGAUUAACCUUUUGGAAAAUUCAGGCAUUCCUCCUCCAAAUGCUACUGUUACAUGUUCGGAGGCAAUUAUACCCACAAACAGUCUUACACAAAGCCAGCGGGAAACUUCCUCCAUUCACGGAUCCUACAACUCAAUGACAAACGAAUCCCCUGUCGGUCUGCCUCCCAGCUACAACGCUAGGGAUAGCUAUGCGGAAUCUAGCUACGAAAAUAGCAGUAAAAGUUUUCCUGACCUUAGAGACAGUUCUCUUAAUUUUCAAAUGAAACAACCGACUCCUCCCAAUUCAUUUGGAGUACCUCCGUAUCAGUACUCUGGGGAUAGGAGACAGAGCUUAUCGAAUCAACCCCAGGGAGGGCUUCCUCCGUACAUGUUGUCGCAACGUAAUAUGUAUCCGGGACCCCCUUCCAUGUCGCCGUACUUUCAACAGUCGACUCCACAAUCAGGGCAUCCAGCGGCUAACUAUCCACAUUCGCAGUACCCUCAACGGGCAAGUCCGUCAUUGAUGGGGGCGCUCUCAUCAUCGCAUUCCAUGAUGCCCACUGCAAACCCACAGGAUAAGAUGCAUGUUGCAUUGUGGGGCUCCCAGUAUAGCCCUUCAACAGAACCAGAGCACAUUGUUGAUUACCCUCCCGGGGCACACAGUGGGCGAGCUCCUCGUUCAUCAAGUGGUCUUCCGCCCCAGUUCUCCCCAGCACCUCCCUAUGGCUCAUACCCAGGUCGUCAACAAAGCCAAUAUUCCGCCGCCACUCCGCCAUAUCGUCCCAGCCCCUCGCCGUCACCGUCGUCCCGGCAACCAUUGGCGCAGUCACUGCAGGCGUCACAGAAGAUGAAGUAUCCCCACCAACAAGCAACGCAGCAACAGCAGCAGCAGUCACAGCAAGCUGUAAAGAGGGAUAUGCCCUUUCCUAAUGACUGUGUUGAGGCCACAAGACCUGUCUUUACCAAGAAACGCAAGCUUACGUCUAGAGACUUAGGUAUGUUUGGUUAUUUUUUUGUUUGACAAUACUGAAAACAAAAACGAAGUAGAAGAAAGAAAAAUUCUUUUUACACAGAUGAGCCCUUUAAAGGUGCAGUCCAAUGUUAAAAUCCAUCCAAAGCAAUUUAUGUUAACAUGAACGUGUUACCCUGUGUCCACGCGAGUCCGUUAAAGCAUUUUUGAAAAAGAAAGAAAAACAGCCUCCAAACACUAAGAAAUAAUUAACUGUUAACUCUGGCCUAAGGAUUGGUUCUAGUAGGUAGUUUAGUAUACACAACUUCACGAAAUAAGAUCCGACUGCGGCAACAGCAGUUUCACGUUUUAUAGAGGAUUUUAACAAGCGACGACAAAAUUUUCUUUUCUCUUCUUUUUUAUUCGUAGGAAUUUAAUUCCAGGAGAGUUUUUCUACACUUGAUUAAGUGAGUUGGAAUGAUCGCGAUGAAGAUUGUUUCAACUCAAAUGAAAUGUCAAAUGAAAGUAAAUCUCCCCGGAAUUGAAUUCUUGGGGACCGAACCCAAGUUAAGAAUAAGAAAAAAAAAUUCAUGGUGGUGUGUUUACGUCCUCCAUUUCUCGAAGUAGUCGUGCAGUGAUGGCAAAGAAAUGUACAAAAAAGUGUGUUGUACGUGCAGAGUGGUGAUUUUGCUUAUUAAACGUAUUGCUCUUCUGAUUUUCGCGUUGUCGUUGCCGUCGUCGAUGCUGAAGCUCCCUUAACACCUUAAGCCCUGAUAUCCACAUACAAAUUCUCCAAACUGAUCUCCAUACAUUUUCUUAAAGAAUUAGUUGAGAGAAUUUGAUAACAGAUCAAAGCAUUUUCUCUGUAGUGAUCAUUUUAUUAACUCUCAUAACCAUUCCUCUUGGAAACAUGGAUAUUUGUUAGGAGAAAAUUGAUGUUAGUCACUAUUGGGAUUUAAAGGGUGAACUCCCGAAAACUGCAACGUAGAAGCAACGGGAAUUUAUUCCUUUUGAAAUGUUAUCAUUUUCAGGUCCCGUGGAAGCCUGGCGAGUUAUGAUGUCAUUGAAAUCUGGUUUGUUAUCGGAGGCCACUUGGGCUCUGGAUACACUCAACAUACUCCUGUAUGACGACAACACCGUAGCCUACUUCAUGUUAUCGCAACUCCCGGGUCUCCUGGAAAACCUGAUUGAUCACUUCCGGCGGUAUCUAACGGAGAUUUUUGGUGCGUUUGAUGAGAGCGAGAUCACUGUGGGUGCUAAGGUGUUUGAGCCAUCUGGAGAGGAGGCAAAUGAGUACCAGCCAAGCACGGAGGAAGAGCAAGAGAUUGAUAAGAUAAAUCAAAACGCUAAGCGGAGUUUUAGCGCCGUGCUGGUCGGCUCAACUUUUCAGUUUUCCAGGGAGGGAUUUCAGAGCGGUUCAAGUAACUGGCUGAUGGGCGGUGGAGAUACAACUCUUCAUAUACAGACACAUAUGGGUUCUAUGUUGACUGAACAGCAGUGCCAGAGCACUUGUAUGAAAUCCGAUACGGAAUUGCAGUGUUCGGAGGAUCUGAACUUUGGAAAAGUUCUAAGAAUUUAUAGCGAACAAAAACAGCCCUCUAGCAUUGGAGAAAAGAAGUCGGAGGCUUUGUGUAUGGACAUGAAUUGUCCAAGAGACAGAAAGUGUAUGGUGAAUUGUAAAGAACUUAAAAAAGAAUCCUCUUGUCCAGUUUCGGUUAAGGAGGAUUCGGAAUCUAAACCCGAUACUGUCGUUAAAACAGAAGAGGAGCAGAACGAGAACUCUACGGACGAAAACGAUGAUGAAAAGUUUACCGCUAAUUUAAAAAAGGAACUUGAUUUGGACUUGGACUCGGACCCUGAGGAUUCCGAAGCCGACGUAUAUAUUCAAAGAGAAGUUGUGGGUAAAAUGAACGUGAAACAAGAACCAAUUAUUGAAGAACAAUCAUGCGGCAAAGAGGACGCUCCGCUCUGUUUAAGAACUGAGACCCAAGACGCUGUUUCACGGCGUUGUCUUUGCGUGUCAAACAUUCUUCGAGGACUUUCUUUCGUUCCUUUAAAUGACGCUGAAAUGUCGCGGCACGCGGGUUUGUUAUUGAUCGUGGGUCGUCUGCUGCUGCUCCAUCAUAGACAUGCUAAGCGCGUGCCUUAUCGUCAUUCGUAUCUCCAAGAGGAUAUUGAGCUCGAGUCCCCCAGCGAUGAUCGUCAAGACUGGUGGUGGUAUUGUCUGGAGGGUUUGCGUGAGAACGCGUUGGUAAUCAUAGCCAAUAUAGCGGGCCAGCUCGACUUGUCCCUUUACCCUGAAGCAAUCAGUUUGCCGCUUCUGGAUGGACUGCUGCAUUGGUUCGUGUGCCCUUCCGCUACCGCUGAAGACCCUAUGCCGACAGCAACUCCGGGCACCUCGCUGUCCCCGAGACAACUUGUUCUAGAGGCCCUGGCCAAGAUGAGCAUAUUAGAGGCCAAUGUUGACCUGAUCCUCUCUUCGCCCCCGUUAACACGCGUCGAUGAACUCUAUGGCAUGUUGGUUCGUCUGGUCGGGGAGAGAGGUAAUCCAGUGACGCGAGAAUUUGCCCUUGUUCUUCUGUCCAACCUUGCACAAGGAGAGAAUUCCUUUGUUGGUUUCGGCGACAGCAAAGCGUGCAUUUCCAUGUUGUUAGAAUUUAUCGAGGAUGCGGCCUCUACCUUGAAUGCUUAUUCGGCAGGCAGUGCUCUGGCCCAAGCUGGUUUUCCUUCGGAGAACUUAUGCGGUACAAGUGUGGACAUGUUGCGAAGGGCGGCAUCGACGCUAGUUUGCCUGGCCCGGAUUCGCUCAAAUCGCAAGCUCUUUCUACCCUUCCAACAGCGUAUCCUGCGCCUUGCGAUAAUGAAAGUCUUGGAUAAUAUGAUAACAGGUCAUUUGGCCGAGAUUCUGUUCUAUUUAUCAAGGUGAUCUUGUCAGUGCUCAAUGAUGAGGCACAGUUCGCUCUCCUUUAAUUUUGUUCGUAACGGUGGAGGAAUCUCCAAGCAGUUAAUACCAAUUUUGUUCUCCAAGAACAAGUCCGUUUUGUUUGUUUAGGUAUGUAGUUGUGGCCAAGCCAUACAAAAUAGAUAAAGGGUGUGUGCACUGAUGUUUAACCACGUUAAUGAACAGUUGUCCUUUCUCGGCGAUGAUUUAUUUUUCAUCAGUUGUAUAGCUUAUCUUCCGGAGACUACCGUACAAAAGAUACUCGGCAUUAUUAUUUUUUUCGGUUUUUGCGGUGUUGUAAGUGUUUGGGCCUGGUCUCAAAGUGUGGGAGUUUUCUGCAACCAUUUCCUGUGUUCCGCAACAUUUUCUAGAGCUCUCUCAUUUAAUCCGCCUUCGACCGAGUUCUCCGUUAAACCGUUAAGAAGUCCUCCGGUACUAAGGAGUGGUUUCAGAAAACUCGCACUUUAUCUUAACCGUACCUUGGGGGUGAGAACGAGAACAUAAAGUAAGCAGCGAAUUAAUUGUCUUUGUAAUACGUAAUCGAGCGUUACUUUUUUAAUAGAAACCAACUUUCCAAAAAUGAACAA
Molecule: messenger RNA, 23621 nt
Organism: Porites lobata
Lineage: Eukaryota; Metazoa; Cnidaria; Anthozoa; Scleractinia; Poritidae
Source: the annotation of a GenBank genome assembly